AUGAAAUACGACGCAAUUAAGUAUAUACAGUUGCUCGUAAGUCUAUGUAUCCUUGUUGGAAGUUUAACGAAUGAAGUACAAGGAAAUCUUUCUUCUGGUAUAAAAGUCAAAUCGUGCUUAGAACUUUUCUAUACUUCAAACAAAACACUUACAAAUGGGCAUUAUGCUAUCCAUACUGGAUUGUCUCUCACACCGGUAUAUUGCGACUUCCAAUCGGAUCCACCCUAUGUCUGGACGCUAGUUGAAUCUUUCACACGAAAUAGAGGAAUCCAAACAUCUAAGUUGCCUGAAUCUAUCAAUUUUCGCAAACCAUAUUACUAUAAUUAUCCAUAUAAUGAAUGUACCCCUCAAUUUCAAGCUUACCGACUAAGCCAUGCUAGUAUGAAAUCGAUUUAUGACUCACCGAGGACUACCCAUUGGAGAGCGACAUGUAACUUUGAUAAGAAAAAGAAAUAUCCUAUAAGUCAUAGGGAUUAUAUGCGCGUUGAAAACUGCCGAUAUAAUAUUAUGGCUAUUUAUAAUGCUCAACCAGGAUGCUAUAUCGUAGAUUAUGUCAAUGUUCGUGGUUAUACUUGCAAGAUGUGCCAACUACCGAUAUAUGUUUCGCCUAGCUAUCAUGUCACCUUCUUAUCAUCGCGCACUUAUAGUUACUGCCAGAAAUGGAAAUUUCCUUCAGAGUAUGGUUUUAACCCUCCAGAAUCAAAUUUUGGCUAUUUUUCUCAAUAUAGUAUUGAUCAUGAAUGUUCAUCAAGCAAAGAUGCGACUACUAACUAUUGGUUCGGUGGUGUUUAUCAACCCGAGUCUAAAUUAAUCAGUUACAAGUUACUUUAA
Molecule: messenger RNA, 831 nt
Organism: Trichoplax adhaerens
Lineage: Eukaryota; Metazoa; Placozoa; Uniplacotomia; Trichoplacea; Trichoplacidae
Exons: 2
Coding region: 1-831 (276 amino acids)
Source: RefSeq, a predicted model, not a curated record